UGAACGAGGCCAUGUCCUGUGACACUCGUGCUGUCAUGUCUAGUGUUGUCAAGAUUUAUGAGGAGGGAUUUAAGAAGAUAAAUUCUUUGGUUGAUGUUGGGGGAGGUCUCGGCUCUGCCUUGUCCAUUAUUGUCGACAAUCACAAACACAUUAGAGGAAUUAAUUUCGACUUGCCUUAUGUCAUUGCUUCUGCACUUCCUCUCGCUGGAGUACAACAUGUGAGUGGCAAUAUGUUUGAACACAUUCCAUCAGCUGAUGCAAUCUUUAUCAAGUGGGUUUUGCAUGAUUGGAGCGAUGAUGAUUGUGUAAGAGUGUUGAGACGGUGCUAUGAGGCUAUACCAGAAAAUGGAAAAGUUAUAAUUGUUGAUGCUCUUAUUGUUGAAGGAAAAAGAGAUGAAGAUAACAAAGAAAAUCUUCAAAGGGGAGUGGGCCUGGCAUUUGAUAUGGAAAUGAUGCUAUUCAGUACUGGUGGAAAGGAGCGAACAGAGAUGGAAUUUAAACAAAUUCUUAUCAAAGCGGGUUUCAAAAGCUACACCAUCUUCAAAUUGCCAUCUAUUCAAAACAUUAUUGAGGCUUCCAAGUUCUAAACCAAUAGAGUGUUUGUUCUAUAGCCACAUUAUUGUUUUUUAUGGUGGCCAGCAGAGUAAU
Molecule: messenger RNA, 648 nt
Organism: Cryptomeria japonica (Japanese cedar)
Lineage: Eukaryota; Viridiplantae; Streptophyta; Pinopsida; Cupressales; Cupressaceae
Product: (R,S)-reticuline 7-O-methyltransferase-like
Exons: 3
Coding region: 12-587 (191 amino acids)
Biological process (GO): methylation
Molecular function (GO): S-adenosylmethionine-dependent methyltransferase activity; O-methyltransferase activity
Source: RefSeq, a predicted model, not a curated record